CUUCUCGUUUUAGAACAACCAGUUGCAAAAGCUCCAACUCCAUCUACUAGCUUGCCCGCAAUAUCAUCGGGUGAGAGUUUGUUUAGUAAUAUUACAGCUACUACUUCUACACCAUCUCUAACUCCAGCUUCCACAUCAUUACUUGGUACAGCACCAACAACCUCUACUUCUGCUUUGACCUCAGGAACUGCAGCAACACCUCUGGCCACCCUUACAACUGCUACUAGCACUAGCGCAUCUACAUUAGCAGCAACUGCAGCAGUUACAACCCCUACCCUGAGCGUUCAUGGCUUGGAGGAAAAGGUGAAUAAAUGGGUAGCUGAGAUAAGGGAACAAGAAGAACGUCUCAUGAGACAAGCAGCUCAUGUCAACUCGUGGGAUCAACUUCUACAACAAGGUCAUGACCAAGUACAGCAGCUACGCGAUACUUUGAACAAGGUUAAGAUGGAUCAGCAAAGCCUCCAAGCAGAACUAGACUUCAUUCAAGGACAGCAACAAGAACUAGAGCAGUUAAUAGAACCUCUUGAGGCAGCCGUUGCCUCCACAACUCCAGCACAGCACCAGGGUGAUAGGCAGCGUGAUAAUAUGCAUCAUCUUGCACAGAAUCUUGAUGCGCAGUUACAUCAGAUGACAGAUGACUUGUGUAAGGUAAUUGAACACUUGAACAGCAAUAAUGUUGGCUCACAAGCAACUGACCCUGUAAACACUGUUGCUCGUGUACUUUCUGCUCAUAUGGACACUUUGAAAUGGGUUGAUCAGAAUUCGGCUUUGUUGACCCAAAAGAUUGAGGAUCUUUCCCGGGCUGCAGACUCAAAACGGAGAGAUUAAAAUCUCGCAGUUUUACUGUAGGUGCAUUGUUUUUUGACAUUGGAAAUGCCAGCUAUAGUUAGCACAGAUUUUUCUUGUAAAAUUUGGUUUUAAAGCCAAUCUUUUAUACAAGCAUAGAUUUUUAAAAUUUUAAAGUCAAUGUUUUAUGCAAACUGAAAUUGUUUACUUUUGCUUCUUUAUUUAUAAUAUUCUAGCUUUUAUGGUUAUGUACUAUAGAUUUCUGUUUGAUGUUUCUCUUGUGAAAAGCUGGUCAAAUUAAAAGUGUAGAUAAUUAUUAUUUUAUGGGCUUUAAUUUCUACAACCUCUAUAUUAAGAAAAGCUGUCUUUAGAUAUCUCUAAAUAAAUUAUAUCUUAUUAGUGUACAGUAUAAUAAUUUUUUUUUAGUUAGUGUAGAUUUUGGGUAUUUCAAAGUGAAAUAUAUUUGUUUGUUUAUUACAAUACUAUUCAUCAUAAGAUGCUCCAUUUUAGUGAAGGAAAUCCCAGUUGCACAACCAUGUUUGCAAGGAAGAAAGUUCAGACUGCGCAUGCUGGACCAUCCUUCUGAUGUAUUUAGCAGUCUUCAUUUCAUUAUACAGGCAGUCCUUGGUUAGUGGCGAUCCGAUUUUAUGGCGCUUGUUUAGCGCCGAAAUUCAGUGAUAACGUCGAAAUGCGGCGAUACAUAUCUAACAAAGGUGCCAUUAACCAGUUUAUCAGUACCGAUAUGCACCAAAAAUUACAGAUUUUCAGUUAUUGGCAAUUUUUCGUUUUCUCAUCAAGCCGUCAGAAAAGAACUUGUGCUAAUAACUGGGGACUGCCUAUAUUGUUUUGUAGAGUUAUUAUGUGUAUGUUACUCUUCCAUUUCAUCAGUGUUUUAGCACUGAUGGAACAGAGUCAACCUUUUUCUUGUUUCUUCAUUUCAUUUUCCAUUUCUUAUGCUCUAGUAAUAUUUUAUGAGUUUUGGGGUUAUGGUAGUGUAAUUCACAACUUAUUCAUCUCAUUUUACAAAUUUUUUUGUGAGUUACUUUAUUUAGCUUUGAGGUUUUUGUUCUUGGUUUUCUGGAAAUUAUUUUCUAAGGUAAGAUAAGUAAGUCAUUAUUUUGAUUCAAGUAAUUGGUCUACUCCCAUUAUCAAGUUUGAUAUUAAUUGUUUAAUUUUGUAAGUGGUUUCAGAAGCUUGUAUUGUCACAAUGCAUAAAACAAACAGCUGAGGAAAGAAACGGUGACUGUAGUGUUCAUAUACUGUACUGUACAAUAAAAAUUUGUUAAAAGUUGAAUGUAAUAUGGGUCAUCUCAUUUUGAUACAGUGAGAUGUAUUUUUGGUAUACUAUGCUACAUAAUGAUUCAAAACCAAAUUCACAGGUGUUGGUUUUGAUACUGCUAAACACAAUAAAAAUGUAAUAAAAAGAAAUGAACUUGAGUAAAAAUAAUAACACAUGGA
Molecule: messenger RNA, 2244 nt
Organism: Macrobrachium nipponense
Lineage: Eukaryota; Metazoa; Arthropoda; Malacostraca; Decapoda; Palaemonidae
Gene: Nup62
Product: nuclear pore glycoprotein p62-like
Exons: 5
Biological process (GO): RNA export from nucleus; protein import into nucleus
Cellular component (GO): nuclear pore; nuclear pore central transport channel
Molecular function (GO): structural constituent of nuclear pore; phospholipid binding
Source: RefSeq, a predicted model, not a curated record